Messenger RNA from Molossus molossus (Pallas's mastiff bat), 1950 nucleotides. It is a transcript of the gene SH2B2, whose product is annotated as SH2B adaptor protein 2. The transcript has 9 exons. Gene Ontology annotation, cellular component: plasma membrane. The record is from RefSeq and is a predicted model, not a curated record. Lineage: Eukaryota; Metazoa; Chordata; Mammalia; Chiroptera; Molossidae. Gene Ontology annotation, biological process: antigen receptor-mediated signaling pathway; intracellular signal transduction. Gene Ontology annotation, molecular function: transmembrane receptor protein tyrosine kinase adaptor activity. The coding region runs from base 13 to 1950 and encodes 645 amino acids.
CCUCUCUGGCCAAUGACAGCCCAUCAGUGGAUCUCAGCCCACUACUCGGAACCAGCUGCAGAGGGCUGCAAUGGGACGGAAGCCAUGAAUGGUGCCGCCUCCGGCCCCGCCACCGCCGCCACCCCGGUCCCGGACUGGCGGCAGUUCUGCGAGCUGCAUGCGCAGGCGGCCGCCGUGGACUUCGCGCACAAGUUCUGCCGCUUCCUGCGGGACAACCCAGCCUACGACACACCGGACGCCGGGGCCUCCUUCUCCCGCCACUUCGCCGCCAACUUCCUGGACGUCUUCAGCGAGGAGGUGCGCCGCGUGCUGGUGGCCCAGGUGGCCGAACACCCCGACGCCAUGGAGCCCGAGCCAGCGGUGCUCAAAGCGGCGUCCUGCGGCCACUCGCGGAGCUCGGAGGACGUGUCAGCAGCGCACGCGGUAGCCAAGGCCCGUGUCCGCAAGGGCUUCUCCCUGCGCAACAUGAGCCUGUGCGUGGUGGAUGGCAUGCGUGACAUGUGGCACCGGCGUGCCUCUCCCGAGCCCGAUGCCACCCCACGGGCCACCGAGUCCCUGGCCGAGCCACGUGACAAGUGGACAAGGCGCUUGCGGCUGUCGCGGACGCUGGCAUCCAAGGUGGAGCUGGUGGACAUCCAACGCGAGGGCGCACUGCGAUUCAUGGUGGCAGACGAUGCAGCCACGGGCCCAGGUGGCACUGCCCAGUGGCAGAAGUGCCGCCUGCUCCUGCGCAGGGCUGUGGCAGGCGAGCGCUUCCGCCUGGAGUUCUUCGUGCCACCCAAGGCCUCCAGGCCCAAGGUCAGCAUCCCUCUCUCAGCCAUCAUCGAAGUCCGCACCACCAUGCCCCUGGAGAUGCCGGAGAAGGACAACACAUUUGUGCUCAAGGUGGAGAAUGGAGCCGAGUACAUCCUGGAGACCAUCGACUCACUGCAGAAGCACUCGUGGGUGGCUGACAUCCAGGGCUGCGUGGACCCGGGGGACAGCGAGGAAGACACAGAGCUCUCCUGUGCACGGGGAGGCUGCCUGGCCAGCCGCGUGGCCUCCUGCAGCUGUGAGCUCCUCACGGAGGUGGACCUGCCCCGGCCCCCCGAGACGACAGCAGCCGUGGUGACAGCCCCACACAGCCGAGCUCGAGAUGUCAUCAGCGAGUCCCUGGUCCAUGUCCCACUGGAGACCUUCCUGGAGACCCUGGACUCCCCGGGCGGCAGCGGUGGUGACAGCAAUAACACAGGGGAGGAGGGCUCAGAGCCAGAGCCCGAGGUGGCCCCUGGGCUGGAGCUGUCCGACUACCCCUGGUUCCACGGGACACUGUCGAGGGUCAAGGCAGCUCAGCUGGUGCUGGCAGGCGGGCCCCGGAGCCAUGGCCUCUUCGUGAUCCGCCAGAGUGAGACUCGGCCUGGGGAGUAUGUACUGACUUUCAACUUCCAAGGCAAGGCCAAGCACCUGCGUCUGUCCCUGAAUGGCCAUGGGCAGUGCCACGUACAGCACCUGUGGUUCCAGUCGGUGCUUGACAUGCUGCGCCACUUCCAUACCCACCCUAUUCCACUGGAGUCAGGGGGCUCCGCAGAUAUCACCCUGCGCAGCUAUGUGCGGGCGCAAGGCCCCCCACCUGACCCCGGGCCCUCGCCCAGCGCCGCGCCCGCGCCCCCCGCCUGCUGGAGCGAGCCGGCCGGCCAGCACUACUUCUCCAGCCUCGCCGCCGCCUGUCCGCCCGCCUCGCCCUCGGAGGCCGGCGGCGCCUCGUCGUCUUCCGCCUCGUCGUCCUCGGCUGCGUCCCUGCCCGCCGCCCCGCGCGCCGCCGAGGGCCUGCUGAGCGCUCGCAGCCGCAGCAACAGCGCCGAGCGGCUGCUGGAGGCGGCGGGCGGUGCGGACGAGCCCCCCGAGGCCGCGCCCGGCGAGGGCCCGCGAGGCCGCCCGCGGGCGGUGGAGAACCAGUACUCCUUCUACUAG